Wallemia ichthyophaga EXF-994 is the source of this 1020-nucleotide messenger RNA. Its product is annotated as 5',5'''-P-1,P-4-tetraphosphate phosphorylase 2. Gene Ontology annotation, molecular function: ATP:ADP adenylyltransferase activity; ATP binding. Gene Ontology annotation, biological process: nucleotide metabolic process. NCBI's taxonomy places the organism in Eukaryota, Fungi, Basidiomycota, Wallemiomycetes, Wallemiales, Wallemiaceae. The record is from RefSeq and is a predicted model, not a curated record. Bases 1 to 1020 code for a protein of 339 amino acids. The transcript has 5 exons.
AUGUCCAAUCUCAGGGAUCGAGUUGAGAACAAGACUAAAAUUGCUUUGAAAUCUGGAGACGCUCUUUACUUCGAAUCUCAAAAUGAAUUAUUUAAUUUUGAAGGCGUUGAUUUUCAGCUGACUAUAUGCCCAGCUCUUCUUAAAAAGCCUACGAAUCCUCCACCCGGCGUUAGUGAAGAAACUAUCGAUAGUCGCGUAAAGAGACAACGUAAUCAGAGCUCAGAUUCUACCUCUCAGAAAGACGUAUUCGCUCCUCCUUACAAUGAGAAUUUAUUUGUUCAACAAGUUGGCGACUCUCACGUUCUCCUUUUGAACAAGUACAUGGUUAAGCUCAACCACUUCUUAUUGGCUACAAAAGAUUUCGUUCCGCAGACGUCACCAUUGAUGCCAUCCGAUUUAGUUUUAGCUAGAAAUAUCAUACUAGAGUACAAAAAAACAGGUCAAAGCCUGCUUUCGUUCUUUAAUUGUGGCGAAAAGAGCGGUGCUUCGCAACCACACAAGCACAUUCAAUUCGUACCACUUAGUGAUCCAUUACCAAUAGAGAAGCUAGCAAAUGGAGUACAAAUGGAAAACGAAUCCAACUUUUUCUCGCUCGAAAAAUUGCCAUUCGCCAACUUUGGUGUCAAAUUAAGCACACUACUAAACGCGCCAACGGAGGAGGACGUUGAAUGUGAAUUAGCUAACAGAUUCAUGACAUUGCUGGAUGCACAAGCGGACACUUAUAGAAGACUAGACCAAGCACCACCUUCACCUCCAUUCAGUUACAACGUUCUGAUGACUCACGAUCAUCUCUUCAUUAUACCCAGAUCGAAAGAGAGUGUGAGCAUCGAAGCUGCUAAUGGUCUUGAAGGAUGGAAUAAGUCACUCAAUUCACUCGAUUAUGCUGGACUCAUGUUGCUCAGAAGACCCGAAGAAAAGCUGGGUAUUAGUAAUCCCCUCGAUAUACUUCUUCAAGCUUCAUUUCCUAGAGUUUCACUCCCAGAACCUGUAUAUCAAGUUGAUACGCAAGUCCUUGAUUAG